AUGAGCCACCAUAACUUCACCAGGAAUGCUGAUGCAGACCAGAAGCCUGAAGUUUCUCCUCCUUGCAGUUCAGGGUCUUUCACCCCCGACAUCCAGCACAGGAUAGCGACAGAUGGAAGAGUUCAACCGAUUUUGAGAAACAGGUGCAGUGAAUCUGUGAGCCGACCACAUUCCUGGCAUUCAGCCACAUCUGGAAAGGACCAGACUGAUGCCAGCAUGAUGCAAAUAUCUCAGGGCACGAUUGGUACUCCUUGGCACCAAAAUUAUCAUUCCAGCUCUUCUACAAGCGAUGUCUCUAACUAUAGCCACACUUAUCCAAGAAGGAGCCCUGAUCAGUACAGCUCCCAGGGAAGCAUGGAGAGUUUGGACCACAGUGGGAGCUACCCCCCAUGCCACCUCCUCUCCCCUGCCAAGUCCACCAGUAGCAUCGACCAGCUUACCCACCUCCAUAACAAGAGAGACUCUGCUUAUAGUUCCUUCUCCACCAGCUCCAGCAUCCUCGAGUAUCCCCCCACCAGCCUCUCUGCCCAGGACUGUUCUGACACGGUGGCCACAACACCUGCCCAAGGCAGCCUAUUGGAAGGGAUGAGACAGGCUGACAUCCGCUAUGUCAAGACGGUCUAUGAUAACAGGCGAGGCAUCUCAGCAGAGUAUGAGGUGAACUCUUCGGCAUUGCUUGUCCCUAGUGGAGAAUCCCAGGAAUCAGUGCAUGGGCAGGACUAUGACAGGUGGCCUGGUCAUCCCAGAGGUGGUAGGAUGCCACUGCUGUCUUGGAACCAACAAUACUACAGUUCCCAUGAGACAAACUCCAACAACCUACCCCACAAAGUGGGUGCCCCCAUGCCCCCAACUCGGAGCGGUAGCUUUGCAGUUCUCAGGCAUUAUGAGAGGCCCAGCUCCUGGUCUAGCUUUGAGCACAACAGGUAUGGCCGGCCCCAAUCAAGCUUCCCUGGAUCCCUAAAGACUUCAUUUCCAGAAGAACAUUUACAUACUCUCCUGGAGAAGAGUCCAGAGAAUAGUCCCCCAGUGAAGCCCAAACAAAACUAUAUCAAAGCAACUCAAGCAGGCCAGCCACUGCUACCUACCAGCAUCUACCCUGUACCUUCACCUGAACCACACUUUGCCCAGAUGCCCCAGCCUUCUGUGAACAGCAAUGGGACGCUAUACCCAGCACUUGCCAAGGAACAUGGUUAUACUUCCUCAAUGAGCACUUGUGAGAACAUGGCGACUCUUGAGAAUGGCAAUCAGAAUGGCCCCAGGAAUUCUGCCACCAUCUUCUACCAGGCCCCAGAGUAUAUCUCGCCCUCCCUGGUGGAGAAGCCAGAAACCACAGGCAAGUUUUCCCCAUAUAAACCGCAUUUCAUAUCAGAACCUGAGAACCUCAGGGGCAACUCCCUGAGGAAAGAUGAGCCAAGGAUUUUGGAAGGCAACCGUAUGCUCCCCAAUGGGAGAGAAAGCACACGUGACAACAUGCAGAACUCCAGUCAUCACAUCCCACAGGCCCUGCAGAUCCAGGCUCAGGAAGUCAAUGAAGGCAAGCCACUUUCCAGACCCUCUGAGCCCAGGAGGGCUGAAUUCCAGGAGUCUCAAAAUGCCCGCCCACAACCAAGACCAGAAAGAGAAGACCUCGCUGAAGACUCAUGGCGCACUACUAGUCAAACAAGUUCAAAUCUUUUAUCUCUCCAGACUCUUUCUGAAAGCACCAGAAGGCGAGACAGUCUGGAGAUACAAAUGGGACCUCUGGAGGGAAACCCUGACAGUCGACCAGCCUGUCUGAUCAACAGGAGUAAAAUAGAGCAAGAGCCCAAAAAGGCAGCUCUUGAAGGAUGGGACCAUUCAGACGGGCAAGCUUCCCAUGAAAGAUCUGAGGGAGGAACCACAGGGCCACCUUUCCAUAAUUCCGAACCAAGGAAUGAGACCCACGGGCAGGCUUCCAACCAGAGGCGGCGUAGUUCAGGCAAUGCCCUCCCGACCUCCCAUUAUGGGAAACCCCACUGCUCUGUGUUGGAGAAGGUCAGUAAAUUUGAGCAACGUGAACAAGGGACCCGGAGACCCUCGAGCGUGAGCAGCUACAUGUACAGGGCCAAUAAGCUGGAACAGACACCCAGUAGUAGAAGCUCCAUGAUCAGCCUUGAAGAUACCCAGAGUGAAAUAAGUUUCCUGGAACCAGGUCCAUCCACUGGUUCUCUAAGCCUCAGGGAGAACCUGGUCAAAGAGAGUAAGAAAAAACCUGAAGGGGUUUCCUGGCAUCUAGCUGAGCAUCAACUGAGGAGGGUUGGAAAUGGUGGCUAUGGACCCGCAUACCCAGAGGCCAAGCCACUGAGAAGUGCUUCUGUCCUCCAGCGCAGCCAGAGCACCUUCCAGCUUUCCAACAAGGCAGAGGAGGAAACCCUGUGGAGAGAAGAUAGACCUCAUAGUCCUGAAUCACCACUUCUGGAGGUCCCCUUAAACCAGGCCUAUCGGAACAGUAUCAAGGAUGCUCAGUCACGCGUCCUGGGAGCCACAUCAUUCCGACGCCGGGAUCUUGAUCUGAGUACCCCUGUAGCAUCCCAGUCAAGGCGGGGGGCAAGGCAGAGGCCAGCCUCUGCCCACUUGGGGCUGAGGAGCCCAGAAAUAACAGCAAUGCCUGCUUCACCUCAUAUCCCCAAGGAGCGCCAUAGCAUCACUCCAGCUGAGGGGAGCCCACCCAGGGAAGACUCCACAGCCCUGGUGGCCCGGGUUGGAGGACGGAAGCGACUGACUGCUGAACAAAAGAAGCGUUCCUAUUCAGAGCCUGAGAAGAUGAAUGAAGUGGGGGUAUCUGGGGCAGGAGAGCCACUGGCCUGCUAUCCACAGAGGAAGGACUUGCCCUUUGGCUUCCCAGAGAACACUGUGGCAGACAGGCGCCGUAUCUUCGAGAGGGAGGGGAAAGCUUGCUCCACCCUUAACCUCUCCAGGCCUGAAUUGAAGCAGUUACAGCAGACUGCCCUGGCUGACUACAUUCAACGCAAAACCGGAAAGAGGCCAUCCCCUUUGGCCAGUCAUGGAAGGGAGAGCCACAGCCUCGCCACAGCCCCAAGUAUGAAUUCCUUACAGGAGCAAAGCCCAUUCCCCAGAAGAGGGUCUGCCACCCUGCCCACAGAGUUUAUGAGAAAUGUGGACAGAAGCAGCCUAGAGACACGAGGCGUGCCACGAGAUCGAAGUAGCUCCUUCGCCAGCAGCCUCCUCCAUGCUGAAAGGCACUGGCAUCCCAAGAGGGAGCCAGCGAGGACAGAUUGGCUUGGAGAGGCCAGCAGCCAGCCCAGUCAUCCACAGAAAGUGACCUGGGCCCAUGAGAAGAGAUUGGCCUUGGCAACCACAACCAGGGGGGCAGGAAAGUCCAAGUCAGCCGAAGAUCUGCUAGACAGGUCAGAUGUUCUGACUGUCCCUUUCCAUUCAAGGUCCAGGUCAUCCCCCAUCUCAGAUGAGAAAUGUCAGGAUAUGCUUCUUAGGGGAAACACUGACUACAGCCUUCUGGGAAAGGCUCCUUCCUGCGCGGCUGGACCCAGGCAGUUCAAUUAUUCAGAAAGAAGCUAUGAAGAGGUGGCAUCCCUUACACAUCACCCAGGGUCUCACAAAGUACCAAAUGGAUCACCUGUUCUCAUGGAAUCUUCCAGGACCCUAGAAUCUCAGAGGCCUACUAGCAGAUCUCCAGCCUUUGGGCCACCACCAGCAGGAAGGCAAGGUCCUUUCAUAGACACAAAAUCUUCACAGCUUAACUCCUUUAAAUCACCUCAGACCUCUGGGGCCAACUCUACCUACUCUCCCCAGCCUUACCCACAUGCUGAAAGAGAUGUCUUGGUUGGGAGGCAGCCUUCCCCAAUGGACACACCUGUAGCUGUCCUCCGAAGUAAUGGUCACAUCCUGACACAGCCCCAGAGUCCAAGAGAUGUUGAGGACAACUGCCGUGAGAGUUUAGCUGAAAAUGGAAUGAAGAAAAACAAGGGCCCUCUACCUCAGAGGCCUCCUCCCCCUCGAGUGAAAUGGGCCCACUCACUCAGAGAUGACAACUCAUUGGAACAGUCUUCAUCUUAUGGGGCACUGAGUCAGAAGCACUAUCAGCAACGUCAGAGUCUGCCCAGCCUAAGCACCACAUCCAACCCCAACAAUCCCCUAGGACUCUUCAACAGUCCUGGAAAGGCCUCCCUCAGAAUAUCUGAGUCAGCCUUUCAGGCUGUUCCAUCCCCUCAGGAAGAAGGUGAUGAUGAGGUGUUUGUGCAGGAUUCAAGACCCAUUUCCACUUCCAGUCCCACUUCCAAAAUUCUGUCCAUGUUACCUCCACCACCACCACCUCCUUCACCUCCUCCAAUGGACCUGAAGGUACCGGGGGGCAACCUGGAAGAGUUUCCUCCUCCUCCUCCCCCAAUUACAUAUGAAGUAUUGGGGACCCCGAGCAAUGAGCCUUAUGAAGAGACCUAUACCAGCAAUUCCAUCAGAUUGUCCAAGCUGACGAUUGCAGAUUCUCAAAGGAGCAGCCCAACCCCAGCUUCCAGACCCAGCCUUUUCAUCAAGGUUCCAGGAGCUAAGCAGACAAGCUUAUUAUCCACUCCUGAUGCUCAACACCAGACAACUGGAACUCUUGGGGAGCAGUCUAGCCCAGAGCAGAUGCUUCCCACCCAGGCCCAAAGUCUCAUCCAGAAGCCGGGCAACCUAACUGAGGAAUUGGAAAAGGGCAGCUCUGGCCCUGAGAAGACUCCAGAGGACAUCAGGAGAGAGACUCUGGCUAAGCAGAUUGUUCACCAAGACAAAUCCCUAGCAAGUAUUCUGGAUCCAGACUCCAGAAUGAAGACUACCAUGGACCUGAUGGAAGGUUUGUUUCCACAGGGCCCGAGCUUCCUGAAGGAAAGCAAUGCACAGAGGAAGGCAAUACAGAGAAAUGCCAGCUUCCCAGUAUCUGAAGGGAGUAGGAGCAUAGAGAAAGAAAGAGUGGGAAUGUUGAUCAACUGUCCUGCCUACUAUAACGUGUCUGCACCCAAGGCAGAGCUUCUGAACAAGCUCAAAUCCAUGCCUGCAGAGGGAAAUGAGGAUGAUGACCAACUAGAUGUCAAUGAAAAGAAGGCAAAACUCAUCGGAAGCCUUCGGCUUAAACUGGAGUCCCUGAAAGAAGCGAAGGAAAGUUUGCUGAUGGACAUCAAGCUCAACAAUGCCCUUGGGGAAGAGGUCGAAGUUUUGAUCAGCAAACUCUGCAAACCCAAUGAAUUUGACAAAUACAAGAUGUUCGUAGGAGACCUGGACAAGGUUGUGAACCUCUUGCUUUCCCUCUCAGGACGGUUGGCCCGAGUAGAAAAUGUCCUCAGUGGCCUGGGUGAAGAUGCUGAUAGUGAAGAGCGGAGCUCUCUAAAUGAGAAGAAAAAGGUGUUGGCUGGCCAGCACGAAGAUGCUCGUGAGCUCAAAGAGAACCUGGACCGUAGAGAGCGUGUGGUCUUAGACAUCUUGGCCAAUUACCUCACCGAUGAGCAACUCCAAGACUACCAACAUUUUGUGAAGAUGAAGUCGACGCUCCUCAUCGAGCAGCGGAAAUUGGACGACAAGAUCAAACUUGGCCAAGAGCAGCUUAGCUGUUUGUUGGAAAGUCUUCCCAGGGACUUCCUCUCCACAGCCAGGGACCCAGCGGUCCUUCCACCUCCCGAAGCCAAGGCGACCCCAACCGAGGGCUGUACAUUCAGAAGCGUGCUUCCAGCACUGACCUCUUCACUUUAGCCUCUCCUAGAAGACCCAAUGAAAAACUCUCUUUAUUCUCAAAAUUAUUUAAACUGAUCAGUUUUCAAAUUAUAGUCUGCUAAAAAAAAUUGUGGGGUUUUGGCAUUUUUUGAUGGAGGGAGGGGAAGGUAACAACAGAAAAAAUACACAACUCUAGGUUUGUUUGGUUGUUUUUUUCUCUUCUCAAAGCUGCCCAAAAUAUAACCCUUUCUGUUUUUCCAUGAUAGGAAGAAAAGUAAUGAAACUCGGGUUGGUGAAAGGGUGGUUGAUUCUUUAGUUUUUAACCAGACUGGGUCAACAUUAAAUAAGUUUCACUGUCAGGAAUGUGUCCUGGUCUGCCUUCUCCUGGGCAAAGUGCCCUAUCUAUUAGAGUAGAGUUAUGCAAUAAAGAAGGAUCUGUAACAUAAAGUCUUCUAAAAAAUAUGAAGAGAAAGGGGGAAAAGCCCUAAACAUUGUCGCUAUUUAUAUUUUUUAAAUGAAUGAGGAUGUGUAAAUGUUUGUUUAUAUGCUAAUCAGUUACUUGACUCUAUGAUGGACACAGCAAAUUCUGUUGAAGUGAUGCCUUUGAGAAAAAUCUUUAAUGAGACAAAAAAGCCCAAAGAUCAUUGUACCAGCAUGGGAAUUUGUGCUUCCUCCCCCAACCUCUCUCUCUCUCUAUCUUUCCCACUCUCUCCUCUCUCCCUUUCUGUCUCUGUCUCUUCUUUUUCUGUCUCUCUCUCUGUCUUCCCCCCAAUCCCCAUCUUUGUCUAUCUGUCUCUCUAUCUCUCUGUCUCUGUCUCUCACCCCCUCUCUAUCUCUCCCUGUCUUUGUCUCUCUUCUAUCUCUUCUGUCUCUGCCUCUCCCAGUCUCUCUCUCCAUUGUACUCUGUCUCCCUACCCAACCUGUCACUCUCUCUGUCUCUCCGUUUUUCUCUCUCCUUGCCCCUCCCUUCCCUGCUCCCAUUUUUGUCUCUCUUCUC
Molecule: messenger RNA, 6676 nt
Organism: Trichosurus vulpecula (common brushtail)
Lineage: Eukaryota; Metazoa; Chordata; Mammalia; Diprotodontia; Phalangeridae
Gene: SHROOM3
Product: shroom family member 3
Exons: 10
Coding region: 1-5718 (1905 amino acids)
Biological process (GO): actin filament organization
Cellular component (GO): apical junction complex; cortical actin cytoskeleton; adherens junction
Molecular function (GO): actin filament binding
Source: RefSeq, a predicted model, not a curated record